UCUCGGCAAUAGGGAUAGAGAACAAAACAAAAUCCCCGCCCACCUGGAGCUGAGAGUUGACUCUAGCAGAAGUGAUGGCCCACCAGAUUGCCUGGUAGAGGCAGAAGACUUUGAGAGAGAAGAAAACACUAAGAGCUCUACUCGGCUCCGCGACACUCGGGAGUGGGCUAAAGCGGAGGCCUGAGGGAGGGCGCAGGGCGACUCUGGGCAGCAUCCCUGGAUCGCAGCGAGGCCGCUCCAGGCAGCAGAAUCUGACCAGAGCAAGGAGGAAGGCCGGGGCAAGCAGGAGAGGCGCGGCAUCCCUAAGGAUUGACAGUGAGGAUUAAUAUUUGGAUUAUUUCAAGAUGAGCUUCCUAUUGCCCAAGCUGAGUAGCAAAAAGGAAGUAGACCAAGUGAUAAAAAGUACUGCAGAGAAGGUGUUGGUUCUCAGGUUUGGGAGAGAUGAGGAUCCUGUCUGUCUGCAGUUAGAUGACAUUCUUUCUAAGACCUCUUCUGACUUAGGUAAAAUGGCUGCUAUAUACCUGGUAGAUGUGGACCAAACUCCAGUUUAUACACAGUAUUUUGAUAUCAGUUAUAUUCCAUCUACUGUAUUUUUCUUCAAUGGGCAGCAUAUGAAAGUCGAUUAUGGAUCUCCAGACCACACUAAGUUUGUGGGAAGUUUCAAAACCAAACAAGACUUCAUAGAUUUGAUUGAAGUAAUCUAUCGAGGAGCAAUGAGGGGAAAACUUAUUGUCCAAAGUCCUAUUGAUCCCAAGAAUAUUCCCAAGUAUGACCUUCUUUAUCAAGACAUUUAGCGCAUUAACUGCUGUCAAAGAUGGAGAGAAAGGCACACCUUGAAACAGUACCUGAACCCAGCUGUGCUGUUUUCCUGGAGUUCUUCAGAAACGAGCUCAGUGUCCCAAUGGAGAAGAGGAUGGCUUGCAUGUAAAAUCUGCAGCCCCUGAGGAGAAGACCACAGUGGGACUCUGAUUGAACUGGAAUGCCUAAGUGUCUACUCCCUGCCAGCCUCAGAGCAGUCAGGUUAAUGGUGUUCAGUUUUCCCAGGACAAUUUUUUAAACUUCUCUUUUUAAGUGCUUUUCUUUAUCCCUUAAGAUAAAACAGAAUUCUCCCAAACAUGGCUGGUGCAGUUAGAUUUGACCAUGUUUAUUUGAGACACAAGUAAAAUGCAAAGUCAGUUCCCAUAGGAGCAAAAAUACUUUCUUCCCUAGAUGUGCACAUACACACCCUUCACCCAUUCCUUACUCAUAUAUCCUCAUGCUCUCCUACUUCCAGUCCUUUUUACCCCAGUUCCUCUGGGAAUAAUUGAUUCUUCACUUACAGCAGGCCAGUUUGUUUUAUUCUGGAGCCUUUCUGGCUCUGACUUUUAAAACACUAUCCUAGUUGGCUCAUUUAACUAGCUUUUAUGUUAUUGAAUUGAACAUAAAAAGUGAGAACUUGAACCUUCACCAUCCGGCACUCCAUGUAAGCGAAGCAAAGAAUGAACUCUCCUUGGUAAGCAGGAGCAGCUCUCUCCCAGAAGGUGCCGCCUCUUCCUGAGGCAGAAAAUAGUAUUUCUAGGGCCCCAAACUGAAAGAGAUGUCAUAAUUGCUAGAAAGAAAUGUCACCUUUAUGGGCUUUGCCUGUUUUAAUGACUUUGUGAGGAAUUCUUGCUUUUCCAGGGUCCCCUGGCACAACCUUGGGCAAGUUACUGCUCUUCUUCAAAUCUUGUGGCACCUAUUGGCAUUGACUUUCCAGAAUGAGAGCAUGGAUGCAGAGCUGCAGUGGGCCGGGCAGCUGGGCCCCCUUCAGGGCAGCACUGUCACUGCAAGUCCAGCCCCUUCUGCCAGGUGCUCUCCACGCCUCUUCUGAAGAGAGGCAUGCCACGAGAACUGGUUCUGGCUGGUCUAGCAUAGGGGAAGGCUGCUGGGCAGUGCUUGUGUCCUCCACUGAUAAAGGAGAGAGCCACCUCAGAAAUAAGACAAAACAAAAGGAAAGGAGAAGACCACCAAUUCUGUCUUCUCUCCCCACUUCCUGUUUUUUAUUUCAUUCCUGAUUUGUGGAGCUACAGUAGCCAUCUUAGAACCAUGUGGCGACCAGCAUCAGGAUGAAAAAUCAAUAUACUAAGAAGAAUGAUGAAAAGCCCCUGAUCCCUGCAGAUGUUACUGAGUGAACUCUAGGGCUGCCUCCCUCUAGACUUCUGUGAAGGAAUAAAAUAUCUUCAUUGCCUAA
This is a messenger RNA of Carlito syrichta (Philippine tarsier), 2209 nucleotides long. RefSeq names its product thioredoxin like 4B (gene TXNL4B). Bases 345 to 794 code for a protein of 149 amino acids. The transcript has 4 exons. The record is from RefSeq and is a predicted model, not a curated record. Gene Ontology annotation, cellular component: U5 snRNP; U4/U6 x U5 tri-snRNP complex; spliceosomal complex. Gene Ontology annotation, biological process: mRNA splicing, via spliceosome. Lineage: Eukaryota; Metazoa; Chordata; Mammalia; Primates; Tarsiidae.